AAAACCUUUACCUUUUGUCUCUCUGACUCUCAGACCGUCUUUUUUAAUCUAAACUGUUACAGUUCAUCUUCACUGCAGUUUGCUAUAUAUGGAUUCUUAAGGCAAAUCUAAUAUCAUUGCAGGUGGUCUCCUCUUUGCAGUUAAUGGAAUGCCUUAUCCUGGACAGACAGAAUCAGUGCAAGGAUUUGUGAUGAACUUCUCUACUGGAGAAAUAAUGGAUACUUUCAUUCCACUUAGAAAGAGCUUUGAGAUGCCACAUGAUAUUGUUGCUUCAGAAGACAGAACAAUAUUUGUUGGAGAUGUUCAUGCCAGAACAGUGUGGAAGUUUGCAUCUGCAGAAAAAAUGGAACAUCGGUCAGUUAAAAAGGCUGGUAUUGAGGUACAGGAAACAAAAGAAUCAGGAACAAUUAUAGAAGCCAGAUUGAGAAACAAGCCAGAAUCUACCGGCCCUCUAAAGAAUACGGAUAAACACCACUUGGUCCAACAGGCCAGCAGCACUGGAAUUUCCUUGGUUCUUAUUACAACUCUUCUUAUUAUCCCUGUUGUUGUCCUGCUGGCAAUUUUAGUAUUUAUUCGGUGGAGGAAGACAACUGUCUAUGGAGGGAAAGGUGGUGGUGGUGGAAUUAACCUUGGAAACUUCUUUGCAAGUCACAAAGGUUACAGCCGAAAAGGGUUUGACCGGCUGAGCACUGAAGGAAGUGAUCAAGAAAAAGAUGAAGAUGAUGGCACAGAUUCUGAGGAAGAGUGUUCAGCAUCUCCACUCCCACCAGCACCUUCGUCAUCCUGAAAACAGCUUUUGAGUUCUCCACUAUAAGGUUCAACCCAGAAUGUCAGAUUCCUUUUCCCCUAAGCACGUUUAAGAUUUUGUGUAUUUAAUUGUAAGCUGUUCUAGUCUGUGUGGGGCUCUACACUGGUUCCUUUAAUAUUUGUUUGGUUUUAGUUAGUUUUUUAAGUGGAGGAGUGUAUGGAAAUUCCAUAUCAGUGCCGUUGGUUUUUAUGUCAACAUCUUAAUAAAGCAAAGUCUUCUAAUUGCAGGACUGAUUUAAAGCAGUAGUAUUUUAUCAUCAAAUAUGGGGAUCUUGUAAAUAAGUCUUACUAUCUGCUUCAUCAAAAUAUUUUUCCAUAAUUAUUUAGUUGCCAAUUUCUGUUUUGUGCCUUUCCUCUUCAAUGUCUUUUACCUGUUGCAGUACAGAGAAUAUACAGUGCCAGAAGAAAAUGAAGCUGCUAAGUCUUCUUCUAUUUUUUUAAAUCACUAACAUUAUAUUGCAUUGAAGUAAAGAAAAACGUCUCUAUUUAAUUUUUUUCUUCUUUCUAACUUGAUGUGUUUCUGGAAUGUCUUAUUUUUAGAUUGUAUCUCUGUUAGAACACUAUUUUCAGAAGCUGAAUGUAAUUUGUGUAAUAAAGUAUCCACAGAGCAUUGGCUGUCAGAGUGUACUUUGGAAUUUUUGCUUGCAUUUUUUUUUGGAUACUUUUGUAAAAGUUACACAGGCCAAUUAAUAUAGUAAAAAUUUUAAUGUGUUCUACCAGAAGGAAAAAAAAUGCUAUUUUGUGUGGAAUACAAAUAAUGGAAAUAGCAAAUGGAAACAUAUUUUGCUAUGUUACAAGGUGGAUUGGUUUUGUUUUUUUAAGACUAAUAAUCUGCAUACAUGUACGAAGUUAAGGUUGACUUUUUAUGUUUAAGGUCAAUCUUAAACAUUUAAGGAGGAAUUUUACUUGUAUAAUAAAACUGAAAGGUAUUUCUGUAAUAAAACAGAUGGUCACAGCUAAGAGGAAACCUGUGUCUCAAAUUAAAUAUGUUAUUUAGUCAGGGUGGACUUCUAGUGCUACCUGAUUGGAAGUACUGAUUUUCUUUUUUUCUUCACACUUUUUUCUUCACACAGCAGGAACCCUCAGUCUUGUAAUGAGUGCUCUCAUUGAACAGCAGACUUAGAGAAGUCCUGCUGGAUAAUUAUCCUUUCUGUAUGAGUCAUCUGGAAUGUGAAUCAUUGUGUAAUAUCAUCAUGACUAAUCAGUCCAGUUUGAUGAUCAGAGCAUAAAURAUGUCCUUCUAAAACCGCUAUUAUGAGCGGAGUAUACACAGAUGUAAUUGCUGCAGGGUUUUAUGAAACAGUAUUCAUUAUCAUCAUUGCAAGUGUUGUAAUAGGCUACUGGUGGCAUUGAGGUUGGAAAAUAGACUUUAGGCUCUUUGUGGUGGUUUUGUAAGAUGGUUUAUGGGGGAAUAAGGGUAAUGAUAGUGCAGCAAAAAGUAAGUUUUCUCCCCCCAGCAAGAUUUUAUAAAUAUCCUUUUUCUGGGAAAAAAAAAAAAAAACAAAAAAAACCCACAAAAUCAAAAUUCCUGACAAGCUGGUUUCUU
Molecule: messenger RNA, 2353 nt
Organism: Malurus melanocephalus (red-backed fairy wren)
Lineage: Eukaryota; Metazoa; Chordata; Aves; Passeriformes; Maluridae
Gene: PAM
Product: peptidylglycine alpha-amidating monooxygenase
Exons: 5
Coding region: 149-787 (212 amino acids)
Source: RefSeq, a predicted model, not a curated record